GAGGGGGCAUCAUUCCGGAGAGGAGAAGAGGACAUCCCAAAUACCCACAGGAGGAAGGCAGAGUCCGGAAGACAUGGCCAGGAUACGGAUGAACUGCUCCAUGACUGCAGCGUUUCUGAUCAUUCAAACAAUAUUCCUGCUCUUGCUAUACUCCAAACAGAACGCCGUUCUACCGAACGCGGAGGGAAAAGAAGGGAAGGUCCAUAUCCUCAUACUGUCUUCCUGGAGGUCUGGCUCUUCUUUCGUUGGUCAGCUCUUCAGUCAGCAUCCAGAUGUCUUUUAUUUGAUGGAACCGGCUUGGCACGUCUGGGUGUCCAUGUUUCAAAACAGCGCCCGUGUCCUCCACAUGGCAGUGAGGGACUUGAUCCGAUCAGUCUUCCACUGUGACAUGUCUGUGUUUGACGCUUACAUGCAAAAAGAGAGGAACGUGUCGCACCUGUUUCAGUGGGCCGUCAGCCGGGCUUUGUGUUCGUCCCCCGUGUGCGACCUUUACGAACACGAUGGGAUUUCCAAUGAGAUGGCAUGCAAAACACUUUGCGGAAAACAGCCGUUCGCUAAAGUGGAGGAAGCGUGCAACACGUACAGCCAUGUCGUCGUCAAAGAAGUUCGGCUAUUCGAUGUGCAAGUACUGUAUCCGCUCCUGACGGACCCAUCGCUGAAUCUGAAGAUCAUUCACCUGGUUCGGGACCCCCGAGCUGUCGUUAAAUCUCGUGAACAGUCAGUGAAGGCUCUGGCCCGCGACAACGGCAUUGUCCUCAACACCAAUGGCACUAAAGUAGAUGACGGCAAGUAUGAAGUCAUGCGGGAAAUCUGCAGAAGCCACGUCCAAAUCUACGAAACGGCCAGCUUCAAAGCACCAACCUUCCUCAAGGAGCGCUACAUGCUGGUGCGCUACGAGGAUGUGGUCCGCAACCCCUUAAUCGAAAUCAAAGAAAUGUACAAAUUUGCAAAACUCAAACUCACCAGCAAGCUGCAAAGUUGGAUCUACAACAUCACUCAUGGUCGGGGUCCAGGGCACAAAAAGGAAGCGUUCAGGACCACGUCACGGGAUGCAGUAAACGUGUCCCAAGCUUGGAGGACUUCCCUUACUUUCCAGAAGGUCAAGAAGAUCCAGGAUGUGUGUAAAGGAGCGAUGGGGAUGCUCGGGUACCAGCUGGUGGACACGGAGGCAGAGCAGAAGGACCUGUCUCAUGAUGUCGUGUUACCAAGGCGACAGUAUCACUUCAGCUGGUCCUCAUCUGAAGAACCCAACUGAAAAAAGACACUUUUGGGAACGUUUUAUUUAUUAUUUGAAACUCU
Messenger RNA from Spea bombifrons (plains spadefoot toad), 1299 nucleotides. Its product is annotated as carbohydrate sulfotransferase 5-like. The transcript is spliced from 2 exons. The record is from RefSeq and is a predicted model, not a curated record. Gene Ontology annotation, cellular component: Golgi membrane. Gene Ontology annotation, biological process: carbohydrate metabolic process; sulfur compound metabolic process; N-acetylglucosamine metabolic process. Lineage: Eukaryota; Metazoa; Chordata; Amphibia; Anura; Pelobatidae. Gene Ontology annotation, molecular function: N-acetylglucosamine 6-O-sulfotransferase activity. Bases 74 to 1255 code for a protein of 393 amino acids.